This is a messenger RNA of Malassezia pachydermatis, 1992 nucleotides long. Its product is annotated as methyltransferase nsun3. The transcript is spliced from 2 exons. Bases 1 to 1992 code for a protein of 663 amino acids. Gene Ontology annotation, cellular component: mitochondrial large ribosomal subunit. The record is from RefSeq and is a predicted model, not a curated record. Gene Ontology annotation, molecular function: methyltransferase activity. Lineage: Eukaryota; Fungi; Basidiomycota; Malasseziomycetes; Malasseziales; Malasseziaceae. Gene Ontology annotation, biological process: rRNA methylation.
AUGGCGCCCAUUUCCAAAGCGAAGCGAAAGCAACAACAGGCAGCUGCGGAUGCAUUUGACUCACACUUUGCUGGAGAGUAUGGGGCAGAGAGGUGGCAGAAGCUUCGAGCGUGUCUGGCGCAGCCGACCGAGUAUGCCGCUCUCAUUAACAAUUAUGCGCCGUCCGCGGAGGUAGACCAAGCUCUGCUGGCGGAGGCCUCGAGCGGCUCCUACGCGCUGUUUCGACUGCCCCAGGCGCCUGAACCGACGCCGAGCCUCAUACCCACGCGUGUCUUGUGUCUUACACGCACAAACACAGCCCCUGGCGAGCGUCCUUUCCCUCCUCCACGACCAGCUGCCUCGCCGGACGCAUCGCGGCGGCUACAUACCCACUGGAAUUUGGAUGCAGCCUCAGUGGUAGCCGCGCAAUGCCUAGAUGUACAGCCAGGACAUGCGGUGCUGGACCUGUGUGCUGCGCCGGGUGGGAAAAGCAUUACGUUAGCGCAACGCCUCUGGCCAGAUAUGUAUGCGGAUAAGCCCAGCGCCACGUCGUCACCACGAUCCAUGCUGCAUUCCAAUGAAGUUGAUCCAGCACGGAAUCGACGUCUGGCGUCCAAUUUGCAGAGCUAUCUGCCGCCCCAGCUCAUGGACCAGGGGUGUGUCGAAGUGCUCCGUAUCGAUGGCACGUCGCCUCGUGCUGUCCACCUCUUCCCUCUUGGUGAAGAAGGAUACGAUCGUGUUUUGCUGGAUGCGCCAUGCUCAUCGGAACGCCAUAUCUUGCAUGCCUACCUAAAAAGCCAGCAGUCUGGGACAUUGGCCCCUGAAAUGCUUGCAUGGAAACCCACCAUGACGCGGUCCCUGGCCAAAACGCAGUUGGCGUUGCUGCGUACGGCGUGGUCAGCCUUGAAACCAGGUGGUCGACUGAUCUAUGCGACAUGUUCGCUCAGUCAGGUGGAAAACGACCAGGUUGUCCGCUCGUUUCUUGACACGGUAGACUCGGAGAACCAGCCGCGUAUUUUGCGUUCCGAGUCGCUGCAUAAGUUUUGUGAUGCCACGGAGUAUGGAUACUUGGCCCUUCCUGAUCAUAAGGCACCAGGUGCGGCAGAUCCAUCGCCAUGGGGCCCCCUGUUUUUUUGUAUGCUACUGAUCGGUAAUGAGAAUGGCGAGCUUUGUGCCUAUGGCCAAGCUGGUCCUGGGAAUUUCCAUGCGAUGUCCGCCGAGCAAUGGGUGACUGUCGUGCAAGAGGCUGUGCACAAAGCCAAACAGCAGAUACCCUUCGCGGUGGGGACGUGGGGCCGCGUAUGGGUCGGUUCGGCUGGUCUAGAUACCCCGGAGAAUAAAGAAAAAGCACGGCACCUUGUACGUAUGCAUCUCUUUGAUCCGCCAUGUUUGCGUAUCACCAAUGAUGCCGCGCUAUUGUGCCCUCAUGAAGGACGUCCUAGCGUGGUAGCCAUUGCUGGCACAGGGAGUAUUGUGCUUGCGUUUGACAAGAAUGGUCAGCUACAUGGACGUAUCGGUGGCCUUGGAUGGAUUUUGGGCGAUGAAGGAAGUGCCUACUGUCUUGGACGCGCCGCGCUGCGUGCCAUUCUUCAACGUCCUGCGGCGGAGACGUCCCGUCUGCAAGAACGCGUGGCGGACCUCGUCACCCUGUCGACGAUGGACGAUAUACUAAGUUGGGUCUACACGGGGCCGGAAGCCAAAACACGCGUGGCGUCCGUCGCGCCUUGUGUCACAGGUCUCGCCCGCGAGGGGGAUCCAUUGGCAUGGGCCUUGGUCGACGCGCAAGCGUAUCAGCUAGCGAAACAAAUCGCUGACGCAACGACGUACGCGCGUGCCGAAGACAUAAAUGUGCGGCUCGGCGGUGCCUUGCUGCAAGACGCGACGUUUCAGCGAUGUGUGGUAGACCAUCUGACGCGCCUAGGCUACGCCUUUGCUAGCAUACAAGCUGUCCCAGAUGCUUGUGUCGCCGCGUUGGCAGCGUGGCACACAGCGCCGCACGAAGGAUCAUCAUAA